AUGCCUUGCAUCGAUCAGCCGAUGGCUUGUGUUGCUAUCAAAGAAACGCAAGAGAGUCAGACGAAAGAGCAUCUUAAAGCGCUGAUCGAAGAUGUCUUGAAUGAUUAUAAUGUGAAUCUCAAUAAAGUCUAUUCAAUCACUUAUGAUAAUGGGGCCAAUAUGGUGGCUUCAGUAAACGAAAUAAAGAAGAUCUUCGAGGCAGCUGAGAUUAAAACGUAUGAUUCAUGUUUCAAUGAAGUCGAUCAAGUAGAAGAAAACACCUUUCAUUAUGAAGAACAACCAGACGAUGAAAAUAUAUUUGUAAGUUCGAUUUUCGACGAGGAAGAAAAUUUAGAAGAUGAUGAUGAUGUGUAUGAUGAUUUUUCAAAUGGCAGGGAUGGUGAAACGACAACACCAGAGGCAACUACUAUGCCUGACGACAAUUUUGACGUAACAAUGGUGAAGAUUUUAGACAGUAUACGAUGCGCUGCUCACACAGCGCAACUUGCUGUUUGGGACGUUGUAAAACCAUACGGGAAACGCAUUUUCAAUAUUCAGAAACUAGUAGUGAAAUUGCGCCAACAAAAGUACUACAAAUUUAUCAAACUGCACGAAGCUCAUUUACCUCCACUUAGCAACAAAACACGUUGGAAUAGCACCUUCGCAAUGCUGAAGUCGCUAUUGACGCAGAAACCAUUUUUCGGUUUGAUCAAAAAAACUUAUCCAGAAAUUGAUUUCACUACGCACUGGAAGUUUAUAGAGAAAUUUUGUGAAGCAUUUGUUGCACCAUUUGUGCUCACACUCCAAUUGCAAAAACAUCACGUAGCUCUGAGUGAAUUUUAUGCUUGUUGGCUCUUAUGCCAGGCUAAAUUAACAAAAUUGGUUAAUAACUCACUGGCCCAAAAACUUUUAAAAGCAUUUCGACGACGUUUGGAAAAGAUAACCGCUAGCAUGCAGUUUAAAGCGUGUUUAUAUUUGGAUCCUCGUUUCAAUUUUCUAGGAUCAAAAAGAAUUUCUUCAUUGGAUAAAGAACUCAUUCAAGAAUUUCUUAUAAAAAUACAUCGACGUGUUGAUGGAGUAGUCGAUGAGUUCACCACACUGAAUGACACUGAAGAUGAACUAGAAAAAAUUCUAUCGGAUUUUUUCAACGAAGAUCCGUCAAUUAACACGAACGUGACAAACAAUAUGUCCUUUAUUCAAAAACUUAAAAAAUUAGAAAUGAGAGAUAAGACAUCAAUUAUCGAUACUAUAAAUUCAGGACCAUCUAAAAGUAAGGACAAAAAAAACCACCUCGAUCUACUUAAAUACUGGGAAGUUCAAAAAUAUACCAACCCAGAUCUCUACAAAAUUGCGAUGAUCGUUUUAUCAAGCUCAGCUACACAAGUAUCCGUAGAACGCGGUUUCAGUGCUCUGAAACUGAUGCUUUCGGAUAGAAGGAUGAAUUUGUCAGCCGAAUCAGUUGCCAAUUCGCUUUUGCUGAAGCUUAACCCGGAUCUUCUGCCUCAAAUAACACAAGCUAUGAGCGAGGAAGAUGGAUAAAAAUACGCUUCAAUUAUACUAGUAUGAAGUAAUAAACACCAUUCUUAACUUUCGAACCUAUUUAUCCAAAAUUUUACUUUUAUUAAAAUAACAAGAUAUCCUACAUCAAAUUUGAUUACAGUUAGACCAACCCAAUCUAAUAUGUGAUUAAUUUACUCAAAGGUUCUUAAAUAUGUUGCACAAUGGUUUCUCAUACAAUAGCCCUUUACAUAUUUACAACUAUGAGCCAUUAUCAGUGGCUUCAA
This is a messenger RNA of Wyeomyia smithii (pitcher-plant mosquito), 1763 nucleotides long. RefSeq lists its product as uncharacterized. The coding region runs from base 1 to 1518 and encodes 505 amino acids. NCBI's taxonomy places the organism in Eukaryota, Metazoa, Arthropoda, Insecta, Diptera, Culicidae. The transcript has 4 exons. The record is from RefSeq and is a predicted model, not a curated record. Gene Ontology annotation, molecular function: protein dimerization activity.